Messenger RNA from Rhopalosiphum padi (bird cherry-oat aphid), 1436 nucleotides. Its product is annotated as coiled-coil domain-containing protein 124. Gene Ontology annotation, cellular component: nucleus. The coding region runs from base 592 to 1215 and encodes 207 amino acids. Gene Ontology annotation, molecular function: transcription coactivator activity. Gene Ontology annotation, biological process: transcription by RNA polymerase II. The transcript is spliced from 5 exons. The record is from RefSeq and is a predicted model, not a curated record. Lineage: Eukaryota; Metazoa; Arthropoda; Insecta; Hemiptera; Aphididae.
AGACAAUAAUGAAAAUAAAUUCAAUUUAUUAUAAUAAUGACUAUGUUUUAUGAUGUCUAUGGAAUAUGGACAAUACUACUUUUUACACAUAAUUAAAAGGUCUUAUACACCUUACUUAUCAUUACAAGAAGUAUAAUGUGGUUGUGGUUAUGCUUCAGUAUAAGGUCUAUGUUAUGCUUACGCUUAUGCAGUAAUCACUAUUCUCUAAUCUGUGAAUCAGACAUCAGUCGACCAGUAAUCACUAUUCACUUCACCAAUGGCACAAUUCGAAUAUUCAAUAGCAAAUAAUUUUUAGAUCUGAAUUAAACAAUAAUAAAGCUUAGUAUAAUAGUAUCUAAUUUUGUAUUUAAUGAAUGAGAGAUGAUUUAUUUCUGAUGAUUUAAAAUAAUAUUAUUUAUAUUUUUAAUAAUAUAUUAUUAUACUGUACAUUUUAUUAGAUUCUUUGAUAAAAACUAUAAGAUUAUAAGAUUAUCAUAUUAUAAUUUAUAUCUAUUGCAGAUUAUUUGUUAUUAGGGUUAUUUCCCAUUAAUUAGGCUAAGUUAAAGCAACUUAUAGUUUGUAAUUGAAUUUUCAAAAUUAGGUAUAUUCAAAAUGCCCAAGAAGUUUGUUGGCAUGAACUCAAAAGCUAUGGAAGCCAAAGCUCGAAAAGAUGCUAUUAAGCAAGAAGCAGAUGCUAAAAAAAAAAAGGCGAUAGAAGAUGAAUUUUGGAAAGAUGAUGACAAGAACAAUAUCAAAAAACAAAAAAGAAAGGAGGAAAAGGAGAAAAAAAAAAUUGAUCAAAUAGAAAAAAAACGAGAAGCCCAAUUAUUACUGGAAACUGAGCUCAGUGAAAUCAAGACAACGCAAAUAAACCAAAAAAUCACUAGGCAUCAACUUAUGAAAGAACUUGAUACUCCGCCAACUCCUAAGGAACAACCAACAUUGGAUGAAGAAAGUUCAAUAGAAGAAAACUUGAAUCGUUUGACUAUGCAUGAUGAAGAAGCACGAACAGUUGAUGAGGCUCUCAAUAUGCUGAAUCCUACUCAAAAGUUGUUGGAUAAACAUCCCGAAAAAAGACUAAAAGCAGCAUAUACUGCUUUUGAAGCAGAAAAUUUACCAAGAUUGCGUAUUGAAAAUCCAUCUAUGCGUCUUUCUCAAGUAAAACAACUAAUGAACAAAGAAUGGAUGAAAUCACCGGAUAACCCUAUUAAUCAGAGAUAUUCCAAUAAAAAUUAAUUUGAACUUCUUUUGAUAAUACAUAUGACAUAUAGAUAAUUAUAAGUAGGUGUUAGUAAUUCCUUGAAAUAAAAUGUGAUUAUUUACCUACUAUAAAUAUGUUAAUACAAUACUAUGUACAAUGUAACAAAAAUGUAUUAAUUUCAAUUUUGAAUAAAAUUGGAACUAUGAUAAUUACGAAUACGAUAGGUUAAUAAACUUUUUUAACAUUUGUUCUAUGA